Planococcus citri (citrus mealybug) is the source of this 2063-nucleotide messenger RNA. RefSeq names its product very long chain fatty acid elongase 6-like. The transcript has 3 exons. Gene Ontology annotation, biological process: fatty acid elongation, monounsaturated fatty acid; sphingolipid biosynthetic process; fatty acid elongation, polyunsaturated fatty acid. Gene Ontology annotation, molecular function: fatty acid elongase activity. The record is from RefSeq and is a predicted model, not a curated record. The coding region runs from base 380 to 1195 and encodes 271 amino acids. NCBI's taxonomy places the organism in Eukaryota, Metazoa, Arthropoda, Insecta, Hemiptera, Pseudococcidae. Gene Ontology annotation, cellular component: endoplasmic reticulum membrane.
CGGCUUUGCUCGUGGACAGUUAAUAGACCGGUUACGAAGGUUAAACCGAAUAUGAAAUAGUAAGCUAAAAAAGUGUAGUCAGUUUUUAUAACUUCAGUUACAGGCAUGUGUAUUGUACACGAGGUGGUGUUGUGUUCCUUAAAUUCUCUUACAAUAACGUGAUUCAAAUUUAUCGUUUUAAAUUAUUAUUUUUAUAUUAAAUUUGUGGCCCUUAUUAGAUGAUAUAACUUUCCGCAGUGCACGAGUAUAUGUGAGUAAAUACCUAUAGAAUAUAUUAUAAUGUACCUAUCUUCAUAAAAUACCUAUUUACUCGAGUGUUUCCAAUGGCUUCUUAUGUAACACAAAUCACUGCCUGAAUUUUCUAUAAGGUUAAAUAUUCAUGAUGAUUGAAACGAAUCAGACAUCGUACCAGUACCAAGUAUUACUCCCUUUCGAAGAAUCGUACUCACAUUCGGCGGCCAAAAAAUGGAUGGAAGAAAACUGGCAUACGAGUUUUUACUACAGUAUCGCUUAUGUGAUGAUUAUAUUUUCGAUAAAAUAUUUAAUGACGAAUAGUAAACCGUAUUCGCUAUCAAAAUUAUUGCUGAUUUGGAAUACUGCUUUGGCAAUAUUCAGCAUCACCGCUUUUAUAAGAACAGUUCCAGAAUUCGUGUUUUCACUCAAUCAAGGGACCUACUAUGCAGUGUGUUCAUCCGAUUUUUUGACGGAAAACAAAGUUUCAAGCUUAUGGACGUUUUUGUUCGUUUUAUCAAAACUACCCGAAUUCGGUGACACCAUUUUCAUCGUACUGAGAAAACAACCGCUCAUUUUCCUGCACUGGUAUCAUCAUAUUCUGACAUUAAUUUAUUCUUGGUAUUCGUUUAAAGAAUUUACAUCAUCGGCUCGGGCAUUUGUCGUAAUGAAUACUUUCAUCCAUUCCAUGAUGUAUUCUUAUUACGCUUUCAAAGCGAUGAAAAUUCGUAUUCCUAGAUUUAUUUCUGUAAUUAUAACAUUUUUGCAAAUAUGUCAAAUGGCUGUCGGAUGCUAUGUUAAUUAUAAGGUUUUCGAAUACAUAUUUUCAAAGGAUUUGCCAUGCGGAACUUCUCAAACUAACGUAAUCGUAUCUUCAGUCAUGUAUUUUAGUUAUUUCUAUUUAUUCGCUAGAUUUUUCUAUCUUUCUUACUUAGGUAAAAAACAAAAAAGUAAGAGAACGUAAAAAAAAAAUGUAUAAUAUUUAAUUCGUAUUUGAAUAUUAGCGUAAUAGUAAGGUGGUUCAAUAAGUAACAUUCUUCGUAUAUGUUUAAAACUUUAAAAUUACAAGUUGAUCGAUCAAGCAUGGUGACUUCUCAACGUUGAGAUUGAGUGUAAAUACCUAUUUCUAUUUGGACUGCCAAAUCGUUACUUAUUCUACAGCUUUUUUGAUUGUCUUGUGAUAUUUUUUCAUGAUAAAUGUUUCAUUGAGUGCAAGUGUUCAAAAAAAAAAAAAAAAAAAUUGAAAAAUGAUCACAAAACAACCUCUUAAACUAGAACGAAGAACGGUUCGUCAAUUAAAACUUUAAAAGUCAAGAGAUCACCCAGCUUGAUCGGUCUUCCCUUUCGAACUCUACUACUCCUUGAAACCAUCUUAUUAUUUGAUCUCAAGAGGUAGGUACCUAUUCGUUGAACGAUUACCUAUAUUAUUUAUGUAUUUAUUUAUUGCGUUAUUUGCGUUCGUUUGUCCGUUCGGAUCAUUUUAUUUUCGUGCAAUGGUGAUAAUUUUUAAUUUUUAUUGAUAAUAUGUGAAGAAUGCCAAUAUGUUGAUUCAAUAUGUACGUGAAUUAAAAACACCUACGUAACGCUGUUAAAAAAUUUUGUACGAAGAAUUUUAAUAGAAUUAGAUAGGUAUUUACAAUAGGACCUUGCUGAAAGUGGUCCAUCACGUCUUGGAAUUGUAAUUCCGUGUUGGAUAAUCUUCUAUAGAAUGCAAACAAUAUUAAGAAGCUGAUUGAAAUAAAUUCAUCAUAUGUAGUACCUACAGUGAAGUAGCUAAUGUAAUAUAAUACUCGUAAAUAGGACUUUUUCUAAAUAAAGCAGUGAAACAGUAA